Condylura cristata (star-nosed mole) is the source of this 3305-nucleotide messenger RNA. It is a transcript of the gene DDX17, whose product is annotated as DEAD (Asp-Glu-Ala-Asp) box helicase 17. NCBI's taxonomy places the organism in Eukaryota, Metazoa, Chordata, Mammalia, Eulipotyphla, Talpidae. The coding region runs from base 340 to 2295 and encodes 651 amino acids. Gene Ontology annotation, molecular function: RNA binding; ATP binding; RNA helicase activity. Gene Ontology annotation, cellular component: ribonucleoprotein complex; cytoplasm; nucleus. The transcript is spliced from 13 exons. The record is from RefSeq and is a predicted model, not a curated record. Gene Ontology annotation, biological process: alternative mRNA splicing, via spliceosome.
UUAAGCUGGAGCAGGCUCAGCGCCGGCCGCCAUUUUGUGCAGUCGCUGGGAAGGAAGGAGACGCCUAAACCGCGGCCCUGCCGGGUUUGAGCGUAGCCAAACCUACCCCCUGUUUUUAUUACCCCGAUUCUCUGUGUUUUGCUCCCGUCUCCGACGAGAGAGGCGGCGACGGUGGCGUCUGCGACGGGAGACAGCGCGUCGGAGCGAGAGAGCGCCGCGCCUGCCGCCGCCCCAACAGCGGAGGCGCCGCCGCCAUCGGUCGUCACCAGACCGGAGCCGCAGGCCCUCCCGAGCCCGGCCAUCCGCGCACCGCUCCCAGAUCUCUAUCCAUUUGGGACCAUGCGCGGAGGCGGCUUUGGGGACCGGGACCGGGACCGGGACCGCGGAGGGUUUGGAGCAAGAGGAGGUGGCGGCGGCCUUCCCCCAAAGAAGUUUGGUAACCCUGGGGAGCGUUUGCGUAAAAAGAAGUGGGAUUUGAGUGAGCUUCCCAAAUUCGAGAAGAAUUUUUAUGUGGAACAUCCAGAAGUGGCCAGGUUGACUCCAUAUGAAGUUGAUGAACUACGCCGGAAGAAGGAGAUUACAGUGAGAGGGGGAGAUGUCUGUCCUAAACCUGUGUUCGCCUUCCAUCAUGCUAACUUCCCGCAGUAUGUAAUGGAUGUGCUAAUGGAUCAACACUUUACAGAACCAACUCCAAUUCAGUGCCAGGGAUUUCCUUUGGCCCUCAGUGGCAGGGAUAUGGUGGGCAUUGCUCAGACUGGCUCUGGGAAGACAUUGGCAUAUUUGCUGCCUGCAAUUGUUCAUAUUAACCACCAGCCAUACUUGGAAAGGGGAGACGGCCCGAUUUGUCUAGUUCUAGCUCCGACCAGAGAGCUUGCCCAGCAGGUACAGCAAGUGGCUGAUGAUUAUGGCAAAUGUUCUAGAUUGAAGAGUACUUGCAUUUAUGGAGGUGCCCCUAAAGGUCCCCAGAUUCGAGACUUGGAACGAGGUGUUGAAAUCUGUAUAGCUACCCCUGGACGCCUGAUAGAUUUCUUGGAGUCAGGAAAGACAAACCUUCGCCGAUGUACUUACCUUGUACUGGAUGAGGCUGACAGAAUGCUUGAUAUGGGUUUUGAACCGCAGAUCCGUAAAAUAGUUGAUCAAAUCAGGCCUGACAGGCAGACGCUGAUGUGGAGUGCGACCUGGCCGAAGGAGGUGAGGCAGCUGGCAGAGGACUUCCUUCGUGAUUACACCCAGAUCAACGUGGGCAACCUGGAGCUGAGUGCCAACCACAACAUCCUCCAGAUUGUGGAUGUCUGCAUGGAGAGUGAGAAGGACCACAAGUUGAUCCAACUUAUGGAGGAAAUAAUGGCUGAAAAGGAAAAUAAAACCAUCAUAUUUGUAGAAACGAAGAGACGCUGUGAUGACCUCACUCGGAGGAUGCGCAGAGAUGGUUGGCCAGCUAUGUGUAUCCAUGGAGACAAGAGUCAACCAGAAAGAGACUGGGUGCUUAAUGAGUUUCGUUCUGGAAAGGCCCCCAUCCUCAUUGCCACAGAUGUAGCCUCCCGCGGGCUAGAUGUGGAGGAUGUCAAGUUUGUCAUCAACUACGACUAUCCAAACAGCUCUGAGGAUUAUGUGCACCGGAUUGGCCGCACGGCCCGCAGCACCAACAAGGGCACCGCCUACACCUUCUUCACCCCGGGGAACCUGAAGCAGGCCCGAGAGCUGAUCAAGGUGCUGGAGGAGGCCAACCAGGCCAUCAACCCCAAACUGAUGCAGCUGGUGGACCACAGAGGCGGCGGCGGCGGAGGGGGAGGUCGUUCUCGAUACCGGACCACUUCUUCAGCAAAUAAUCCCAACCUGAUGUAUCAGGACGAGUGUGACCGGAGGCUUCGAGGAGUCAAGGAUGGUGGUCGGAGAGACUCUGCAAGCUAUCGGGAUCGUGGUGAAACCGAUAGAGCCGGCUAUGCUAAUGGCAGCGGCUACGGCAGCCCCAAUUCCGCCUUCGGGGCGCAGGCCGGCCAGUACACCUACGGCCAGGGCACCUACGGGGCAGCCGCCUACGGCUCCAGCGGCUACACGGCCCAGGAGUACGGGGCGGGCACCUACGGGGCUGGCAGCGCUGCGGCCAGCGGCCGAAGCGCCCAGAGCUCCGGCCAGCAGUUCAGCGGGCUGGGCCGCUCUGGGCAGCAGCCGCAGCCGUUGAUGUCCCAGCAGUUCGCACAGCCCCCGGGGGCCGCCGGCAUGAUAGGCUACCUGGGGCAGGCCGCCUACCAGUACCCGCCGCCCCCGCCGCCCCCGCCGCCCUCGCGCAAGUGAGCCGGGGGCUCUGUCUGCGCCCUUUCCGCUCUCCCCUCUUCUUUUUUCUUUUUUAUUUGCCCCAACCAUCGUGACUUGUCUUUCACACAUUAGUUAGAAUUCACUGCCAGGUUUCUUCUGCCCGCCAGCUGAUCCAUUCUGUCACAGAUUUUGUAAAAACUGCGCAUGCGCGCACACACACAGCCACCGUUGUGUGUGUGUGUGUCUGUGUGCGAGAAAUACACACGUGUCUAUAUAUAGUCGACUGGAAGAACUUUUUCCCCAACUUCUUGCAUGUUGAGGAUAUCUGAGCUAUUUUUCAUCUUAAAAGAAAAGUAAGGUAUUAGGCCGAUGUGGGAGCCCAUUUUUUCGUUGUGGUCCUGAGUUGCGGGGGGUGGGGAAGGGCGGUGGGUUGAAAUCUGCAGAAGAUGGCGGCAUCUGUGCUUGACAGGGUUCUCCUGCUGGGUUAGAAAACUGAAGAGGGCGUUCCCAUUCCAUUUCCCACGAUGCGCUUUCAUGCUUCUCAAGCUGGAACAGUUCUCCAGGCCUGAUGAGUUUUUAAGGCAGUGCUUUGCCAUUGUCUUUUUGGCUGAUAACCUUGUUAAAUGUUUUUGACAGUUUUUUUUUUUUUUAUUCUUAAUUGGCUUUGUCUCCCUUACACUCUGCCUUUCCUCUUCCUAGUUACCGAAAAUAACCAUUUAGUGUCAGAUUAGAAAUUGAAUUGCUGAGUCUGAGUUUUUAAAGUAUCUUUUAAAUUAAAAACUCCAAAGUUCAUUGCAAAGAUUUAAUGUAGCAUCUCAGCAUCUGGGUGGAAACUGCCUAUUUUUCUUCCCUGUAUAACCAGGGAACAUGAAAAUGUGAAGUUCAUUUUCUAGCCAGGCAGCUGCUGUGAGCAGAAUCAACAUAAAUGCUCACUGGAAAUUUCCUCUCUUAACCAGUUAAGUAUAUGUUCACCUGCGGUAUAACCGCCUUUAAUUAUAGACAGUAUACUCAGUGGACAAGUUUUCUUUUUGAACUCAGUAUAUGAGAGC